Molecule: messenger RNA, 4473 nt
Organism: Ornithodoros turicata
Lineage: Eukaryota; Metazoa; Arthropoda; Arachnida; Ixodida; Argasidae
Product: ubiquitin carboxyl-terminal hydrolase 35-like
Exons: 14
Coding region: 229-2916 (895 amino acids)
Biological process (GO): protein deubiquitination
Cellular component (GO): cytosol; nucleus
Molecular function (GO): cysteine-type deubiquitinase activity
Source: RefSeq, a predicted model, not a curated record
CUAUUGCUGCCUCGGCCGACUUCGCAGGAAAAUUCGUCAACAUUUAUUGGAGUGUUCACCGAAAUGGCACUUUGCCAGCGGAGCAGAGACCCAACACACACCAUUGUGAUUUGUAGGAAUAGACCACAAAGAGACAGGGGCAGCAUGUGCAGCAAUCAGCCGCUGAACGUUUAGGUUGUAAUGACAUCUAGGAUGAUCUCCUGACCCUCACCGCGUCCAGGCUGAACAAUGCACAACCUAUUGAACGGGAUAGUAAAAUCCAGUCGCCCCGAAAAUGUGAAACGGGAACUGAUAGAGAAGAAGCUGAUCCCAGCUGCUUCCAACCCAAUGUCUCUCAAAGAUUCCGAGGCUCUUUUGGAGGCUGCAUGGGAGCUAGCAACCAAUGGCGAUUCAGAGUUUACGCAGAAUGGUGGCACGCAGGUCUUUACAGCCUGGUGUGAACACCACACGACUGCACUUUCAAAGUUUUUUACUCAGUCGCACCUCAUCACUGCGCUUACAUCGCCAUCUGUUGUCAGAAAAGACAGGAUGCUUACAAUGGUGACUUCCAUCCUCCUCCACAUGCAAGCGGAUCCGAGCUUCCCGAAACUCUGUGGGCUGGUGCAGACUUGUUGCAUCAAAGUGCUAGAGGAGUCUGCGGGCACACUCGCAGUAUGCAAAGCCAUGGUGGACCUCUUGGAACGUUUCCCUCAGUGCCUCCCAGCGGAAGAAUACCGUGGCAAGCUUUGUAUGACCAUCACGACCUGCAUCACCGCGUUUCCUUGUCCUACCCAGCCGCAGGAGUUCAAGGACUUUUUGCAGGAUGUUACUCGUAUCUGCGCGUUUAUGAAGUCUGUAUGGACAUCAUCUCAAGCAGCUCUACACAGGACACUGGAGACAGUUUACAUCGUUCUUACAGGAGAAGGGGAGAAUUUUUCCGCAGCGCUAGCGGCUAUUGUUGAUUUGUUGCCCCUGAGCUUGGUCUCCACUGCAUCCUCGCUGAUGAGAAAAAGCGGCGGUGGCACUCAGCCGUUGCUGAAAGCUUCUCAGCGUCUCCUGGUGUGUCUCGGAUGGCCGGGGGCUGCCAACGUCCACAACUGGGUUCUCGCCGCUCUCAAGGGACUGCUCAGCACACGGUGUUUCCCGGCAAUCAAGGAAUUGUUUGAGACACAAAUCUGCACGGUAUUGCACAAGGUGGCCCAUCCUCUGACGCGCAAGUGUUCCCUGCCUGUGCUUUCGUACAUGCUGCUUUCAUAUCAGCACUCACCAGCCCUGUUUCACAAGGUGGCUCCCCAUAUUCCUCUGUUAAUAUCCAUGCUCAGAAAUGAGAAGAAAGGAGCAGAUGCUGUAGUAAAAAAGGUGGCAGAGCUGGCCCAGACGCUCAUGUACCUUCAUUCAGGCUUUCCGGACCUCUAUGAUCCAAUAUUGGACGCCAUCAAGGACAUACCACUUCUUGACCAAGAAGAGAUGCAGCAGUCUGUAGUGCAGCACAAAGUAGACAGUCUGAGCGACAAGUACAGCAGUGGCAUUGCUGGGGACACCCUGCUUGCAAGACGUGAGGAUGAACUGGUCGGACUGGUUAACCUGGGUAACACAUGCUAUGCCAAUAGUGUGUUGCAAGCCCUCUACAUGACUUCGAGGUUACGGAAUGAGACACUUCGGAGCAACUUCAUUCUUCAUCAGAGUGUGUUGAAGAAACUGCAAGAAGUUUUUGCAUUCCUAACCUUAACACAGCGUCCAGCCUUCUGUCCAGAAAGUUUCCUCGAAAGCUGCAGACCCCCUUGGUUUGAACGCGGAGAGCAGCAGGACUGCUCGGAAUUCUUGCGUUUCCUGAUCGACCGCUCCCACGAAGAACAACGGAACACGAUCAACGAGAGCAAGCAGACUGAUGCCGAGGGUUCGCAGACGCUAGUACAGAAAGUGUUUAGUGGAACAAUUCGGACUACGUACCAAUGCUUGGGGUGCAAUUCGCAAUCAGUGAACAAGGAAAACAUCACGGACUUGCACCUGGCGUUUCCGGAAGGAUCCGCAGGGGGAGAGGGGAAGAAUUACCACACGAGGUCAGCCGCAAAGUCUGAGCAGAUGAAGAUGGAAAAUGGAGAUGGAUCGGAUGAUGAGUCUACAAAGCCCCUGUCGUUGAAGAAUUUGUUGGAGAACUACUUUGAACCGGAGAACAUGGAAGGGGAUAACAGGUACCAAUGUGACAUGUGCAAUGCUUUAAUGGACGCCCGACGUUCCGUGGAGCUGGACUCCGCCCCUGACCACCUCAUACUCACCCUGAUGCGGUUCUCGUACGAUGCUACAACUGGGACUCGCACAAAAAUCCUUCGAGAGAUCCAGUAUCCUCAAGUGUUGUCCUUACCCUCCAACUGUGGCCUGCGGGAAGAGGCUGUGUACGUUCUCUACAGUGUGGUGGUUCACUCUGGGACGUCAGCAGAACGGGGUCACUACUACACGUACGCCCGCCUCUCCAGCCAUGAUCCGCAGUCGCCAAGGAAAUCAACCUAUCGUGCGUGCAAGAACACUGACCCUUUGUCAAAGCGGUGGUACUUGUUCAAUGACAGUAGGGUGUCACCAUCAUCCUUUAGCGCCUUCGAAGGCCUGACACGGCGAUUUCCAAGGGACACUGCAUAUUUGCUCUUCUACAAACGCAUCAAUUCAGUUCCAACAGACGUUGAGUCAAGCAGCGGUUCAGACGACAACAUGCUGACAGACGACAACAUCGAUCCGUCCCUGAAAGCAGUGGUUGAAGCCGAUAAUGCUAAGUACUUUGAGGAGCAAGAGGCCAAGUGCAAGAGGGCACGCUGGUCGCCAAACAAAGGUGGUGACAAUGGCUGGGAUUCUUCAGGUGGACCUUCGCCCCCUCCGGGGGGUUGUGGUAUUGGGGGUGGGGGAGGAUUUGGUGGACUGGGGGAUGUGCCUCGUGUGGUCUUCUAGUCUCCGACACUGCUGUGUAGCAUCCUCAUUAACCCCCUGCCCAUAUGGGUGUGUGUGUGUGUGUGGCUGCUCGUUGGUUACGUAGCUCACGAAACAAUGUUGUAUAAAAUUAAUUUAAAAUGAUAUCUGUAAAAAUUAUUUUCCAUAGGAUUUUACAACUAGUGCGGUCGAACGCUGUGUACGACAGACGCUGUUUCCUAACAAGUUUUGUCCUUUGCUUGCAGUUUCAUUUUAUGAAAGGUACGUUUGUUUUUGUCGGAAGCCAAUUAAGAAGCAGAUUGUUUUUUGUCACGUCCCCUGGUAUGGUGUAAGUUUGUAAUAAUGACGUUAGGCUGUUUUUCCAUUUUCAGUUUACAUUGCAAAGGGUGUUUCCGAUUUGGUGAAUCAGUUACGGCUGUUUCUGGUUGGGGUGACUGUGACCCGUGAUCUGGGGCGCAGGAUUAUGAUAAACUUAGUAAUGCGACGUAGUAAUGUGUUAUGUAUUGUUGAUGCUGGACUUUUGAGAAAUUUAUGAUGAUCAUUUCAGAUAAUAAGGGCACAUCUGGUCAAGGUGUAAAAAGCCUAUUUUUAUGUUUGCAGCUGAACUGGUCUCAUUACAAUAUUUCUCAGUUUUGCCAGUCUUUACCAGGCUAUCAGUUCUCAUAUAUUUUUGUAGACCUUGCAAUAACAGCAUAAAAUCAUUGUUUUGCAGUUCUCAGUGCUGAAGUAAUUUUUACACUGCUUGUAAAACUUGUUUCCUCAAAGGCAAGUGAUGUUUCAAGCUGCUUAUUUGGUAUAUUGUUUUAGUGCCUGAAGGUCCAGUGUUUGGUAGCAUAACACGGUUUAAUGAUGAAUACCACAUGUUUUUAUGUGAGGUUGCUCUGGUGCAUCUCCAGCGGCACGCAGCCAUGCCUAAUGAGAGUCGAUGUGUGGAUUUGCAUUUGUGAAGGGACAUUGGUGCCUAUAUUGGGUGUGUGGUGGUGAUUAAUCCUUCUCUGUGACGUGCCAUGAAGAUGUGUUUACCAUAUAAUCACAAGAGGUGAUCUACUUAAAGUGUUAGUAGUUGCCGUUUGCUGCCGGUACCGGUGGCUGCUGACACUAGGUGACGGGCUCAGGGGGAAUGCAGCUCUGCUUAUGUUAGAGUAAAUAAAAGUACCUGGAUUGUGAGAGGAAUUUGUUUGUAUAUGUAUAGGUAUGAAAGACUGGCUUCCUUUGGCUUCCAUCUGUGCAGGUUCCACACUUGAGUCCUGCAACAGGGAAUUCCUCUGAGUUGGUUGAGUCGUCAUAAUGUCACAAAACUGAACCUAAGCAGCUGUGUAUAUGCUUUGACCAAUCUCUGUUUCUGCAGGAUUUUGUUAAUGGAGCUCCUGAGACAUGCUGUUCCCUUUCUUUCGACAUCACCUGUGCAGCUUGUUUGGUGCGUUGCAUUUCUUUUCACGGGUCAUACUCAUGAUUGAAGGUCGAUUUUCAGUUCGGUUUUUCAAUUUGCAUGAAGCUGUGCCCCAAGUCUCUGCAGACCUUACUGUUGUGCUAAAACAAAAGCAGGCCAUAAAUAAAGUCACCCCAUGCAUUCUGGUA